This is a messenger RNA of Paramecium pentaurelia, 4167 nucleotides long. NCBI's taxonomy places the organism in Eukaryota, Ciliophora, Oligohymenophorea, Peniculida, Parameciidae. The record is from the annotation of a GenBank genome assembly.
UCAUGAGUGAAAUUAAUCAAUAAAAAAAGCAUGAGGAAUUAGAAUUGACUUCACAAUAAAAAGAUAGUGCAACCAAUAAUUAAAUGCUUACUGUUUUAAAUGAUUAAUAAGAUGAGUAAUAACAAGAAUAAUAACCAUUAAAUCAUUAGUAAGGAUAAGAUGAACCUUCAAUGGUUUCAAUUCCUGAAGAAGAAGAAGAAAUGUUUUACCCUUACUAUCAUGGUUAGAACAAUUGGUUCAUUUCUAAGUUGGCUUUUUUACAUUUGACAUAAUACUAAUUAUUUUUAAAGAAACAUUUAUUAGAUAAAGGACAUAAAAUUACAUAGAAACAUUUACCAAAAUUAUCACCUUGGGAAGAUUUAAAAGAAACAGUUAAAUAAAGUUAAAAUACAGUAAAAUAAAAAAAGAACAUUACUUGUGGGGAUUUGGUAAAAAUAACAUUUUUUGGUUAAUUAAAAUGGAUAACUUUAACAUGCUUUUUUGCAUAUUUUAUGGAAGCAAUUAUAAGAAAUGGAAUAUCAAUUGUAAUGAGUAAAGUGAUUACAAGUGCUGGAGAAAAUGAAAAAGAUAAUGCAUAUGGAUAUGCUACUUUAUUAGUAUUUUUAAAUUUACUUUGUGUUUUUACAAGACAUCAUGGUUAUAAUUUAUCUAUGGUUUUUUCAUCAAAAGCAAGAAUGACUCUUAUUAAUUUAGUAUACAUAAAAUUAACUGAAUUAAGUGCUUAUUCUAUAAAAGAAGCUAAUAUAGGUAAAAUUUUAAAUUUGAUUUCUGGUGAUAUUAAUUAUCUUGAAUUUGUUCUAAUUAUGAUAUUCUAAAGUAGUGUAUGUUUCGUUUCUAUAAUAUUUGGAUCAUAUAUUCUAUGGGAUAGAUUUAAUGGUCCAAUUGGUAUGAUCUCACUUGCUAUUAUAUUUAUAGCAUAUCCUAUUUAAAUAGUACUUUAAUCCUUUAAUUCAGAAACACUUAAGACUUCUAAAUAAUAUUAAGAUUAAAGAUUAAAACUAACUAAUGAACUUAUUGAAGGUAUAAGACUUAUUAAAAUGUAUGCAUGGGAAUAAGCAUUUCAUAAGAUGAUAUCUAUUAUGAGAAAGAAGGAAUAUAUUUGUUUAUUGAAAAUCAGCUUUAGAUCAGUUUUUGAUAGAUUAUUUAGUUUAAUUUCUUAAGUUUGGUCUAGUUUUGUAUUUUUUGUUAUUUUAUAUUAUGGAGGCUAUAGAAAAACUAUGAGUGUUGCUGAAAUGAUUUCAACUAUUUAAUUACUUACAUUUUUUAAGAUAAGUUGUGUUUUUAUGGUUUCCUAUGGUAUUUAAUCUGUAAUCCAUAUUAAGGUAUCAUUUACAAGAAUGGCAACUAUUUUAAAUAUUCAAAAUUCAGAAAUGACAAAUUUAGAUAAAAUUCAAUUAAAAACAGAUAAUAAUAAUUAAUCAUAAAACAUAAAUGAUCGAAGAAUUUAACUUAAAAAUUUUACUUCAUUUUGGACAAGCAAAGUUACUGAAACUACAAAACCAGUACUUAAAAAUUUAACAAUUGAUAUUUAAGCAGGAGAAGCUUGGGCAUUUAUUGGAAAAGUUGGUUGUGGAAAGUCAACUCUUCUUAGUGCUUUUUUAUUUGAGAUUCCUGCAUAUAGAGGUUCAUUUAAAAUUGAUGGUUAAGAAGCAAAUAAAGGAAAAUUAGUUAUAGCAUAUGUUGAAUAAGAACCUUUUAUAUUUCCAGAUACUAUAAGAAGAAAUAUCUUAUUUGGUAGACCAUAUGAUAAAGUUUUGUAUAGAAUCAACUAUUUUUAUAAAAUUAAUUAAUUUAUAAAUAUCAUAAGAAAGUUUAGUUUUUCUAUAUUAAAAAGUGUUGCAUGCUUCUUAAUUAGAAACAGAUUUAUCUUUGAUGAAAUUUUAAGAUCAUACUGAAAUUGGAGAAAGAGGUACAACUCUUUCUGGUGGUUAGAAAGCUCGUUUAUCCUUGGCUAGAGCUUUAUAUUAAUAAGCAGAUUUAUAUUUAUUUGAUGAUCCUUUGUCUGCUGUUGAUGCAAAUGUAGCCAAAAAUAUAUUUCAUAUGGCUAUCAAAGAAUUCAUAUUUGAUUUUUAAGUAUAGAGAAAUCCAUCAAAGAGAAAACCAAUUGUUAUUUUGGUUACUCAUUAAGUUUAAUAUGCUGUAGAAUGUGAUAAAAUAGCAAUAUUAAAUGAUGGAGAAUUAAUAGCUUAAGGUUCCUAUGAUGAUAUCAAAUAGAGUCUUUAUAUGAUAAAUGAUGAAUUAGCUUUAUAGUUAAAUAACACUAAAGAAAUAAAAAAAUAAGAAUUUGUAAAACCAUCAUUUUAGAAAAGAGUAAAAGUUAGAAAUUCAGUUGCUAAUAAUCUAAUAGGAAAAGAGGCUGAUUAACAAUCAUUAAUUACUCUUAAAACUUAUUUUAGAUAUUAUCAAUUUUGGAAUAUAAUAGUCAUUAUUUGUGUUUUAUGUUUAGAAGCUGGUUCUGAAGUAAUUAAUAACUUUUAUUAAAGAAUUAUUUCACUUUUUGAAGAAUAUUAAAAAGAAAAUGAUAUAGAUACUGCUUAUUAUCUUUUAGGAAUGUUAACAUUAGCACUUUUCCUUACUAAUAUGAUGAAAUAUAUAUUAAAUACAUAUUCAGUUUAAUCAUCCACUUAAACAAUACAUUAAUAAAUGCUUAAAUCUAUAAUAUUAGCACCAAUUUCAUAUUUUGAUGUUAAUCCAUCUGGUAGAAUUAUCAAUAGAUUUUCAAAUGAUUUAUCUUUAUGUGAUAAUUAAACGAAUACUGUUAGUUUAGAUGUUUUGGAAAUUAUUGGUAAUUUCUUAUUUGCAUUAAUAACUUUGGCUAUAUUAUAACCAUACUUUUUAAUUAUGAUUAUUUUUAUUAUCACUAUUGAUUUUUAUUAGUUUAGUUAUUCAAAGAAGAUCAUUAGUUAACUUAAAGAAGUAGAAUUAAUGUAAAGAAGCCCUUUAUUUGAUUUUCUAAAGAAAACUUUAGGAGGUGUCAUUUAGGUUAGAGUCUAUGAAUAAUAAGAUUGGUUUAGAAAAUAGUUUUUAGAUAUAUCUAAUAAAUGUAAUCUUAAUUCACUUACAUAUUAUUAUUCUUCAAGAUCAUUUGGCUUUAAUUUAGAUCUUGUAGGAUUUAUAGCUUAGACAGUUGGUAUAUAUAUAUUUGUAAAAUUAAAUUAUGAUAACGUUGCAAUAUUAUCAUAAGGAUUAUUACUUUUGACUACUUAUAAUGAUGCUUUAUAAUGGGGAUUAAGACAAUUAAUUACUUUUGAAACUUAAAUGAAUUCAUAUAAUAGAAUGUUUUAAGUUAUUGAUAUACUACCAGAAGCUCCUCAUUUUACAAAAGAAGAUGAAAAACAUCCAGAUUUUCCAAAAGAUGGUAGAGUUAAAUUUGAAAAUGUAUUUAUGAGAUACAGAUAAAAUUGUGAUUUAGUAUUAAAAGGAUUAUCAUUUGAGAUUUAAAGUGGUGAAAAGAUUGGUUGUGUUGGAAGAACAGGUGCAGGAAAGUCUUCUAUUUUAUAAGUUAUUUUUAGAAUGUCUGAAAUUGAAAAUGAUCAAGAAUCAAAAUUAUUAAUUUCAGAUUUAGAGAUUAGAAAAUUAGGAUUACAUAAAUUAAGAAGUAAUAUUGGAAUUAUUCCUUAAUCACCUUUUUUAUUUACAGGAACUAUUAGACGAAAUUUAGAUCCAUUUGAAAAUUAUACUGAUGAAUAAUUAUGGAAGGCUUUAGAAUAAACAGAUCUCAUAAAUCAUGUUAAAGCAUUUUCAAGUGGUCUUUUAACAGAUAUGAGUGAUGUUAAUUCUGUAUUUUCUGUUGGUUAAAAAUAAUUAAUUUGUUUAGCUAGAAUCAUUUUAUAAUAAAGAAAAAUUAUUGUUUUAGAUGAGGCAACUGCUAAUGUUGAUAUGAAAACAGAUGAUUUUAUAUAAGAAACAUUAAAAAAGAAAUUUAAAGAUUGUACUUUAAUAACUAUUGCACAUAGAUUAAAUACAAUUGCUGAUUAUGAUAAAGUAAUGGUUGUAAGUGAAGGAUAAGUCAUUGAAUUUGAUACUCCAUUUAAUUUAUUAGCUAAUUCAAUUAAUUCUGUGUCUGUAGAUAAAUCAACAGAGUUUUCCAGAUUGGUUAAAAACACUGGUGAUUAAAAUUCUUAAGCCAUUUUUGAUAUUGCUAAAUAAAAGCAAAUCAGAAUGUGA